ACCAACCCAAGGCAGGGAUGCCAAACGCUGUCUGCGAGUUUGUGUGUUUACAAGUGGUUCCACGCCGCGCAGGAUGUCCGAUAGAUUGCAGUGUCCCUACGAUCCGUUACAUCAAAUUCCGGUCAAUUCGUUCGGCAAACAUUUGCUAAAAUGCGAACGCCAACAUCCAGAGAUGAAUUUGGCCCGCUGCCCGCUGAACAGCUUCCAUCGAUUCCCGCAGGAGAAACUCAAAGAGCACCUGAAAGUCUGCCCUAGCCGUGCGGAAGUAGAGUCCUACAAGUAUGCUGUAGGGACGGUGUCGAAUUCUCUGCUACAUGCCUGCGAUUCUAAACCGCUGGAGGUCAUCCUUAACACAAGUUCAACGGUGGCAGAAGGCUCACUCGCAGUGGACAACGAGGUAUGGGACGAUUUCGCCUCCAAAGCGUACGAUCCGGUGCAGCACUGCAAACAGCGUCAACAGGCGGAUCCGACGUUCAUCUCUCCGGCGGCCUGCAAACUCGUCGGUGGUAGCGCAUCGACGACACAAGCCGAAACGAAACCGGCCGCAGAGGCAGUAGAUGGUCCGCUUAUCAAACAGGAACCAGCGUCAUCCUUUGAAGACACGCCAAUGCCAUACGAACUAAACCUGAAACAGGAAAGCGGACAGCCGGUGGAUCGUAAACCGUACGAAACGAGUCGCCGCGCAGAGCAGGAAAUGUAUCGAUCAGACAUUGCGCAUUCCUACAAAAACUAUAAGCCGUACGACAGGACAGAUAGAUCCCGGUACAACUCAGCGAACGACGAUUGUUCCAGACGAUCAAAUGAUCGGUCGUACCGAAGUCCUCAUAGCGCUAAGCAUAUCAGUCGGAGCUCCGAGGAGUGUUCCAAAACCAAACCGUAUGAAGGCCGUUCAAAUUAUAGCCGGCAAGAUGCUUACAGAUACUUCAAUAAUCAUGAUUACCAGUAAUAUGAUCUAUUUUAAACAAAUAUACCAUGGCAUUUAAAAUCUCGAAGAAAAUAAAAUUAUGAAAAUGUGUCUCGUUAUUUUCGAUCGAGUCUAACUUCAAGGGUUAAAGAACAUAACCCUGCAUGCAACUCCACGCAACA
Messenger RNA from Anopheles darlingi, 1086 nucleotides. RefSeq lists its product as uncharacterized. The transcript has a single exon. The record is from RefSeq and is a predicted model, not a curated record. Bases 74 to 946 code for a protein of 290 amino acids. Lineage: Eukaryota; Metazoa; Arthropoda; Insecta; Diptera; Culicidae.